CGAUAAAUCGUUAGGAGAAUGUGAGUUUCUCCUCGAUGACUAUGUCAAUCUUGCGGAAUCUGAACCAAGUAAGUGCCGAAUAGCAAGAUCAAUUCCGAUACCUUGUCAUACGUUUGCAUAUACUUCCUUAGUACUGCAGUAACAAAGGACUGUACGCAAAUCUUUCACGAGACACUGUACAGAUAGAUCAGUGCUAAUGAAGCUUGUAUCAAAACAAAUUCAGCUUGAUCUCGAUGGAAUUUGGAAUGGCUCCUUGAACGUCGAGGUUCGACCAGAGCCUGUUGUGAAGCCAGAGCCCUCAUCUCGGACCAUCGAAAGGAUUCAGGACCUGAUGGACCAUGUUCACUCGGAUCCUACACCAGAAGGCUGGCAGAGAAAAGAGAUUUCCAAUGGUAGCUCAUACUUUACAUCCGCCGCUGGGAAGGAGACCAUCGUCUGUACACCCAGUCCAAAAUCAACACAAAAGCUUGUGGGCUCAGAUGCCCACAUAGAGCCCGACUUGGGUUUGCCUUCUGGAUGGGAUCAGCGGACUACGGAAGCUGGAAAAAUCUACUAUAUGGAUCACCGUAAUAGGCUCACCCAAUGGGUGCCGCCUAGUGAUAAAGGAUUAUCGUAAAUAUCGAUUGAGCUUUAGUGAUGCCUUUAGAGUGCCUUUCCAGGUUAAUGCGCGUCUGUCCCCAAGAGGAACCACUCAAGAGGAGGGGCU
Molecule: messenger RNA, 706 nt
Organism: Mytilinidion resinicola
Lineage: Eukaryota; Fungi; Ascomycota; Dothideomycetes; Mytilinidiales; Mytilinidiaceae
Exons: 1
Coding region: 197-616 (139 amino acids)
Molecular function (GO): protein binding
Source: RefSeq, a predicted model, not a curated record